Messenger RNA from Budorcas taxicolor (takin), 1631 nucleotides. It is a transcript of the gene ADA2, whose product is annotated as adenosine deaminase 2. The transcript has 10 exons. Lineage: Eukaryota; Metazoa; Chordata; Mammalia; Artiodactyla; Bovidae. The record is from RefSeq and is a predicted model, not a curated record. Gene Ontology annotation, molecular function: adenosine deaminase activity. Bases 24 to 1631 code for a protein of 535 amino acids. Gene Ontology annotation, biological process: adenosine catabolic process; inosine biosynthetic process.
AAGACUGUAAGCCCCGGCUUCCAAUGGGCCUUUGUGGGAACGGAACCCACAGUCCUCUGUCUCUGGAGCUGUCUCAAGGCAUCCUAGCAUCAAUGUUGGGGCGGCUAGCCCUGCCCUCCCUGCUGCUGGCCGUGGUCGUGUCUUCCUUCUGCCCGGCCACGUCCACGUCCGGAGAUGAAACGCGAAACCAGCUGUUGACGAGAGAGAAGAUGAUGCGGGUAGGGGGGCAGUUGGUGCUGACGCGGGAGGAGGAGCUGGCCAACCAGAGGCUCAGGGCCCUCAAGGAGGCUGAGAUGCGUGAGGCCCUGCGUACAGGGAGCAUCCUGCCCAGCAUGCACUUCUUCCAGGCCAAGAGCCUCAUUGAGAAAAGCAAGGUGUUUAACACCCUGAAGAAGAUGCCUAAAGGGGCCGCACUUCACGUCCACGACUUCAGCAUCACCAGCCCGGACUGGCUGGUGAAAAAUGCCACAUACAGACCCCACUGCUAUUUUUGCUUCACCCGGAGGGGGACCCUGCAGUUCAGAUUUGCUCAUCCUACUCCCCCCACCCCGAAGCCGGCAGAAUGUCCCCAGUGGGUUUUGCUGGAGAAGUUUCGAAAGGGGCUGCACAACGUAUCGGACUUUGACAACAGCCUGCUGAGAAAUUUCACUCUGAUGACCGAGAACCCCCACGUGACUUACGCAGACCAGGAUGCGAUCUGGGCCAAGUUCAAGACCAUCUUCUUUGUGCUGAGGGGCCUGGUGAGCUACGCACCGGUGUUCCGGGACUACCUGUCCCAGGGCCUGGAGGAGUUCUACCAAGACAACGUGCUCUACCUGGAGAUCAGAGCCUCGCUGUACCCGGUGUAUGAACUGGAUGGGACGGUCUACAGCCAAGAGUGGUUGGUGAGGACUUACGAAGAAGUGGCUCAUAAUUUUGCAAAAGCGCAUCCUGGGUUUAUUGGAAUCAAACUCAUUUUUUCAGAUAACAGAACCAAAAACGAGUCCCUCAUCAAGAAAUCCAUCCAGACAGCCAUGGGUCUUCGAGUCAAGUUCCCUGGGAUAGUGGCAGGGUUUGACCUGGUGGGGCGCGAGGACACAGGCCACACCCUGUAUGACUACAGGGAGGCUUUGAUGAUUCCAGCCUCUCAGGGCGUUCAUCUGCCUUACUUCUUCCACGCGGGAGAGACUGAUUUGGAGGGAACUCCCGUAGACAGAAAUCUUCUGGAUGCUGUGAUACUGAACUCGACCCGGAUCGGCCAUGGGUUUGCUUUGAGCAAGCACCCGGCAGUCUUGGCUGAAGCCUGGAAGAAGGACAUCCCCAUCGAAGUCUGUCCCAUCUCCAACCAGGUCCUGAAGCUGGUGUCCGACCUGAGAAACCACCCCGCCGCCGUCAUGAUGGCUGCUGGGUACCCCAUGGUGAUCAGCUCAGACGACCCCUCAGCCUUCGGGGCCAGAGGCCUGUCCUACGAUUUCUACGAGGCCUUCAUGGGCAUCGGUGGGAUGUCGGCCGACCUGAGGACGCUCAAACAGCUGGCCAUCAACUCCAUCAGGUACAGCGCCCUGUCGGAGACCAAGAAGAAGUCUGCCAUGGAGACUUGGGAGGAGAGGUGGCAGAAGUUUGUAGCUGGGCUGGCCAGGGGCCCCAAGUGA